AUGUCGAGAUAUCUGCGACAAUCGAGCCAGCUCGCGCGGGUUGUGCGACUGUCAGCACAGCCUGCACUCCGAAUAUGUGCACGACCAUCUAUUCUCACCAGAUCGAUCCCCGCAACAAACUCGGCGGCAUUUGCGAUCCGGGCGAGGAGAGCGUACUCGUCUCAGCCCACCCCACCUGGCCAAGAACCGCGAUCGAAUAACGGCAAGGGCACCAACAAGAACGACAUCAACCCCUCAAACCAACAAAAUGCCCAGGCACCGAAGCCACCGCCUCUGCCCGAGGGCUGGAUUCACCUAGCGAAGGAGGAGAUUGCCCACCUCGAACAAUUUAUUGGCAGGAUCCCUGAGGCUCACCGACCCAUGGCGAAGAAUAUUCUGAGUAAACUUCAACAGACAGGAGCACCUCCUGAGACUCGAGACUUACUCACCAAGUUGCGCAAAGGGGAAGGAAGCCUCACAAUUCUGGACAAGGGAAGACUUAUGCGAUGUAUCUACAUGAUUACGGAGCGAAUGGUCGAGGUCGAGGAAUAUGAGGACCGGAACGGUUCCUUCUCGUCAUUCCGGAUGGAUGAUGAGUCCAAAGCCAAGGGUCAAGCCAAGGAACAGCAACAAGAAGGCGCUUCCAAGGAGGACGGAACCGACAAUGUCAAGUCGAAGGAAACCGACCCCAGCAAGCAAGGUGGUAAGCCGCCCAAGAGCGAGAGGAGUGGGUGGCUUGAGGCCAUUCAGACUGGUAUUGCCAUUGGUGUCACUGUAUGGAUUGCGGAGCUCAUCGCCAACCCUUUCUCGGAGAAGGAGAUUACUUGGCAGGAAAUGAGAAAGGCGUUCCUCGACAAGGGACUUGUGCAGAAACUGGUGGUUAUCAACGGAUCCCAGGUCCGAGUUGAGCUCCAUGCGUCGGCCUCCGGUACCGCCAGCGACUCCGGCCAGACCCCCAGGAAAACCUAUGUUUUCUCUAUUGGAUCCGUCGAGUCUUUCGAGAGGAAGUUGGAGGAGGCUCAAGACCAGCUUGGCAUACCCCCUUCAGAGAGAAUCCCCGUUAGCUACGAAUCUGGUGGUGGCACUUUCGGCAACCUUCUCCUCGCCUUUGGCCCGACACUCUUGUUUAUUGGACUGAUUCUCUGGACCCAGCGGUCCAUGGGCGGUCGCGGUGGCGCCAGUGGCGGCAUGUUCAACUUUGGCAAGAGCAAGGCCAAGAAGUUCAACGCCGAGAGUGCGGUGAAGGUCAAGUUCGCAGACGUGGCUGGCCUGGAGGAGGCAAAGAUGGAAAUCAUGGAGUUUGUCAGCUUCCUCAAGCAGCCCGAGAAGUUUGAGAAGCUGGGAGCCAAGAUUCCCCGAGGCGCAAUCCUUGCCGGCCCUCCUGGUACUGGUAAGACACUGCUUGCUAAGGCCACGGCCGGCGAGUCGGGCGUUCCCUUCUUCAGCGUGAGUGGUUCCGAGUUCGUGGAGAUGUUCGUGGGUGUUGGCCCUUCUCGAGUGCGAGACUUGUUCGCCGAGGGCCGAAAGAACGCACCCUGCAUCAUCUUCAUUGACGAAAUCGAUGCCAUCGGCCGAGCGCGUCAGGAGAGCGGAAAGGGAUUUGGCGGCAACGACGAGCGAGAAGCCACCCUCAACCAGAUUCUUACCGAGAUGGACGGAUUCAACACACGGGAACAGGUUGUCGUUUUGGCCGGUACCAACCGAGCGGAUAUGCUCGACAAGGCCUUGAUGCGACCUGGACGAUUUGACCGACACAUCUUCAUCGACCGACCCACGAUGAAGGGACGACAGGAGAUCUUCAAGGUUUACCUGAACAAAAUUGUGACCAACGAGGAUCACGAGUUCCUUGUCGGCCGACUUGCUACCUUGACCCCUGGUUUCUCUGGAGCCGACAUUGCCAAUGUCGUCAACGAGGCUGCACUCAUUGCUGCCCGAGGGAAUGCUGAUGAUGUCAAGAUGGAUCACUUUGAGCGAGCCAUCGAGCGAGUGAUUGGCGGCCUGGAGCGCAAGUCGUUGGUGCUAAAGCCUUUGGAGAAGAAGACGGUGGCGUACCACGAAGCUGGCCACGCCAUCUGCGGUUGGUUCUUGGAGCACGCGGAUCCCCUCCUGAAGGUGUCGAUUAUCCCGCGAGGCCAAGGCGCGCUUGGCUACGCCCAGUACCUGCCGCAGGACGCCUACUUGAUGAACACCAACCAGCUCAUGGACCGUAUGGCUAUGACGAUGGGAGGUCGUGUGUCCGAGGAGCUCCACUUCCCCACCGUGACGACAGGAGCCAGUGAUGACUUCAAGAAGGUUUCACAGAUGGCAAGGAACAUGGUGACCCAGUGGGGAAUGUCGGAGAAGGUGGGACCAAUACACUUUGAGAACGACCCGAACCGAAUGCAGAAGCCAUUUGCCGAGUCCACAGCUCAGAAAAUCGACCAGGAGGUGUCGCGAAUCGUCGAACAGGCUUACCAACGGUGCCGCGACCUCCUGACAGAGAAGAAGACGGAGGUGGGCGUGGUCGCGCAGGAGCUGCUCAAGAAGGAGGUGCUGACGCGAGACGACAUGGUCCGCAUGCUGGGCAAGCGACCGUUUGACGAUAACGAGGACUUUGAGAAGUAUUUCGGAGGAGGCAAGGAGCAGGGCGCGCCGCCCCCAUUCUCAGAGGAGACGGACACGCCCAAGGAGCCGCCGACGCCGGCCCCAGCGUUCAGAAGUAUGCAGGAGGAUGCGAGCCGACGGUAA
Ilyonectria robusta is the source of this 2706-nucleotide messenger RNA. Its product is annotated as peptidase family M41-domain-containing protein. Lineage: Eukaryota; Fungi; Ascomycota; Sordariomycetes; Hypocreales; Nectriaceae. The record is from RefSeq and is a predicted model, not a curated record. Bases 1 to 2706 code for a protein of 901 amino acids. Gene Ontology annotation, cellular component: membrane; m-AAA complex. The transcript is spliced from 2 exons. Gene Ontology annotation, biological process: mitochondrial protein processing; protein-containing complex assembly. Gene Ontology annotation, molecular function: ATP hydrolysis activity; ATP binding; ATP-dependent peptidase activity.